This is a messenger RNA of Dothidotthia symphoricarpi CBS 119687, 2580 nucleotides long. RefSeq names its product amino-acid N-acetyltransferas-like protein subunit Mak10. The record is from RefSeq and is a predicted model, not a curated record. The transcript is spliced from 5 exons. The coding region runs from base 24 to 2390 and encodes 788 amino acids. Gene Ontology annotation, cellular component: NatC complex. Gene Ontology annotation, biological process: N-terminal peptidyl-methionine acetylation. NCBI's taxonomy places the organism in Eukaryota, Fungi, Ascomycota, Dothideomycetes, Pleosporales, Dothidotthiaceae.
UCGGAACUACUCCACCACCAAACAUGUCCCACCGCCACAGCACCGCCUCGGACCAGGAUCCCGACGCAAUCUCGACUUACGAUGGAGCAGCACCUUCACACGUCGAAAAUUCCGUGAGCACUGCUCAAGCCUCCAAGGCAACAACUAAUUUGCCAUUGAGACAAGCACUUCGGAAACCUGUUCCUGGCCUAGAGCCAAAGAUUCACGAUAUCACAGCAAAGUUCACCAGAGCUUGUACUGCCCUCCAAGUUGGCCAGCUUAUUAAAGAUGAAUACUUUACGCUAUUCGAGUCCAUUGGGGCUAUCGAGAUCAUGGAUGCCAAGAUGGACAGCGGCUACCUUCAACCUGGCGAGACUCUCGACGAUGAUUAUGAUACCCUGAAGCCACUCUUACCCGAAGAACUAAUCGGCAUCAUGGACCAACUGCUCUGCCACGAGAUGGCAUGGCACACUGGCUAUCCUCUGUCUCAAACGCUGUUCACUUCGGUGUACAUGGACAAGCUUCUUUGGCCGGAACCCAAGACACUUGAACAAGCGCAGUUCUAUCGGGGCGACAUAUCUGAUGAAAAUAAGCCAGGAACAUUGCUCGAGGUGCUGCGAGCGUACUGUCUAGCGCUCAUCAAAGGCUGUGAUUUCGUCAUAGCUAAGAUCACCAGUAGAGACUACUUUGAAGAGGAAGACUUUUGCACGAAUACGUAUAACCGUGUACUGUUUGUCAGUAUACCAAUGGAUGUGUUUUUGAGAGAGUUGGAUGCCGCCAUGGAAGUUAUGGAAGACAAGGAUCUCCAGAUUGAGGACACUUUUCGAUCAGCCAUUAUCAGUCGACUAGAGUUCAGAAAAGACCUUCUCCGGGCCAUGGACUUGGAUUGCUCACUCGAACACAUGUCGUAUUCCUGGCCUCCGGUAUUGAAAGGCAUUGAUAUGUUCAAAGCCACACACGAACUAGGAAAAGUAGUACCGAGCGCUUUCAGCCCAAAGAUACAACGGAAGCUUGCAGCAACUGUGCCUCCAAGGCCCAUUGUGGAACUCGGAUUUGAGGAUGCGCUAGAAAAACUUCAGCAAAUGUCCAUCGAUUGCGAAGAAGCAACGCGAUUCAUCACCCUCGGACCAGAUCCUCUGGAGUACCAAUCUUUCCUCUGGACUUUCGCCUCCCGCUUACCUGCACCACUAUCAUACUCAAGAUCAUACCUCGCAACAUUACUCUUCCACCCGGAAAUCCUUCAGACAUCAACAUCACUCCCACUAGCAGACGUAAGCUCUCUCGUCUUCCCUUCUUCGCCUUGUCUGGACCCCAUAAACUGGUCACUCUCUCCGCCUCGCAACCCACUCCUUCCAAAACCCCCUCGCCUUCAAUUAGCCAUGCUCAUGGACGAAUUUGUCGACCGUUCUGGACAACCGUAUCUCGACCUCUGGGUUGCGCUGGGCCAGAACCGAUGUCGACUGCGGCGCAUGCUGUCACACGUCGUCGCUGGAUGGGAUCUCCUCCAAGCGGAUGCCAGCCUUGUCGACACCGAUAUCACGCGAACAGCAGAAGAGCUGGGUAUUUCCGAUCAGAUACUUGAGUUUUCUUUGUCAACAUGGGCCUAUCACAAGAAGCUAUGGAUGAUUGAAAAGAUCCUCCUCCUAGGCUUCGAGCAAGAGAUCUAUCUUCCCGACGAGUUUGCAGGAAUGUACCUAUUUCUGAGUCUGAUCGCUACUCGGCGCAAGGAGCUUCUCAAACGCGUGGAAAUACACUACCUAACCCGCAGCGAACAGCUUCUCCAGGCCCGGAGACUGCGCGAGACACAGGAUGUUGAAGAUGCUACGCCCUAUCUAGACAGCCUCUUUGUGGAAGCAGGAGGCAUCGCAUCUCUCAGUCUCGCCUUGGCACGCUUUUACAUGGUCUUGCUGUAUCUGGGCCUACUCCCCACCCCCAAGCGGCCCUUUUCCACCGAGGAACUGCGGUACGAACUACGCAUGAAGCCCUUCCACAUGCUCCAGCCCCCAGAAGUCCCAGCGUUUGACGACUUUCAAACCCACACACAACCAUACGGCGCCUUCUCCUCACCAGCAAGCACGUUCUACAGUGAUUUGCAAGACGCAAAGUCUGAUGUUUGGAGCGAAAUCGACACAAGUUUGAAAGCGGCGAAAGGAGCCUUUGCAGAGAUGAAGAAGCUCGGUGCCAAGGCUGCCAAAGCAGAGGGGGUGGAAAAGGCGUGGGUCAAGGAGGUGCAGAGCGCGUUGGCGAGUUGUAUCGCGCUUGGUGUUGCGGUUGCAGGGGUUAAGAAUGCUGUGCUGAAAAAGGACAUUGCUGCUGGGGAGGAUAUGGGUAUCAAGGUCGAGGUUCCCGAGGCGGGUACUGGGAAGCGGUAUGCUGAAGGGUGGGUAGUGGCGAAGGUUUCGAACAAGUAGCCGUGACAGGGGGAUAUGCGAGUUGGUAUCGUAUAGCGCUAAGAAGUUGACAUAUUCCUUCUCGAUAAACUUGCCUUUGAUUAAGCCUCUUAAUGCAAUACUCUUCUCCUUUCUCAACCUAACCUAGGGUAUCGUAUUCAUAUGUACCCGACCCAGACUCCAAAAACGCCAAUCUUGCAGAUACUCGACA